AUGAUCUUGCAAGUAAAACUUCUUUUGCAGAAGCUUUGGCUUCUUCAACUUGGCUGGGAUGAUCCCGUACCUGUAGACAUUUUUGGAAUAAGGAAAAAUUUUACUUACAACUUGUUACUCGUUGAGUAUUUCAAACUUCCAUGCCAAGUAACCAUUAAAAAUUAUACUUACCUGAAACUCCAUGAUUUCAGUGAUUCUUCGAUAAAUGCCUUUGGCGCAUGUGUUUAUGUCCGUAACCUGGACUCCCUAGAAAAUAUUUCCGUCAACUUACUUUCUGCCAAAAGUCGCGUAGCUCCUUUAAAGGCUGUAUCAUUGCCGCGCCUUGAGCUAUGCGGAGCUUUACUUCUCUCCAGGCUAAUGGACAAAAUCCUAAAAUCUCUGAAUUGUAAGCCAAACAAGGUGUACUACUACACUGACUCCACAAUUGUAUUAUGCUGGCUUUCCCUACAACCAAGGCAACUAAAAACAUAUAUUUGUAACCGAGUAUCUGAAGUCCAGAAAACUACUGAUAUAGAUGAUUGGCAUCACAUCACAUCAAAUCAAAACCCUGCUGAUAUAAUAUCAAGAGGUAUGAGUCCACAAGAGCUUAAAUCUUAUACUUUGUGGUGGCAAGGUCCAUCAUUUUUAUGUCAACCCGCAGAAUAUUGGCCCACAGAUACUCAUAUUUCCAACUACUCACGCAAGGUUUUCGACAAUGACACCCUCGAAAUGAAUCCUAAGUCAAUCAUAGUUGCUUCAACUGUGCCUAAAGUUUCUAUUUUGGAAUUAUUUUCGAAUUUUAAUAAACUUAUAAAUGUAGUCGCUUAUUGCUUUAGAUUUUAUCAGAAUCUAAGGUUACCUAAACCUACACGUCAGAUAGGACAAUUAACGUUAUUUGAACGUAAUCAUGCCUUAACCAUUUUAGUAAUCAUAACUCAAGAAAAAGCAUUUGCUUCUGACCUCCGAGAUUUAAAGAAUAAAAAUCGUUUGCGUUUUCAAAGUAAAUUAAAAGCUUUAAAUCCAUUUAUUGAUAAAAACGGAAUACUGAGAGUAGGAGGACGGCUCGAAUACUCUUCUCUCAACUAUGAGUCCAAACAUCCUAUACUCUUACCAAAAAGACACCCAUUUACUCGUUUAAUUAUCCUUCAUACUCAUGAGAAAAAUUUCCAUGCUGGUACACAGGCCACAUUGUCUUUCGUGAGACAAACAUUUUGGCCCAUUCAAGGAAAAUCUGCUGUGAAAACUGUAAUUCACAAAUGCAUUACUUGUUAUAAACAAAAUCCUAAACCUUUAAGUACCCUGCUGGGAGACCUACCUAAACCUCGAGUAACUCCUUCUAGACCGUUCACGCAUACCGGUAUGGAUUAUGCUGGGUAUUUCAUGAUAAAAGAUUCAAAACUUCGAAAUCGAAAAUUUAUAAAAGCCUACUUAUGUAUAGUUGUUUGUUUAGCCACCAAGGCUGUCCACCUAGAGUUGGUGUCAGAUUUGACUACUCGCGCUUUUCUCGCCAUGCUCAGGCGUUUCGUUUCUCGUCGUGGCUUAUGUCAGCACCUGUAUUGUGACAAUGGCACAAAUUUCGUUGUGGCUAAUGGUGAGUUACAGGAAAUUUAUAACCUUAAUCAAUCCCCUGAGUUUGAAGAAUAUGCUAGAAAUAAUAUGAUUCAGUUUCAUUUUAACCCUGCUGUUUCUCCGCAUCUUGGGGGGUUAUGGGUAAGUGUGGUGAAAUCGUUUAAGCAUCACCUCCGGCGGGUCAAAAUAUCAAAUGACAAUCCCCUCAUUUAUGAGGAGUUUUACACUUCCAUAGUUCAGGUGGAAGCAGUGUUGAACUCACGUCCCCUUUUACCUCUUACUAAUGAUCCCAAUGAUUUUGAAUCUCUGACUCCCGGACACUUCUUUGUCGGCCAUCCUUUAAACCUAGUACCUGAUAUUGAUUUGGAGACUAUGCCAAUCAACAGAUUGAACCGGUACCACAUGCUGCAAUCUUCAGGCAACAUUUCUUCAACAUUUCUGGCGCAGAUGGUCAGAGCAGUACUUACAUACCCUCCACGAGCGAUCAAAAUGGCGCUUUAA
This is a messenger RNA of Anthonomus grandis grandis, 2049 nucleotides long. RefSeq lists its product as uncharacterized. NCBI's taxonomy places the organism in Eukaryota, Metazoa, Arthropoda, Insecta, Coleoptera, Curculionidae. Gene Ontology annotation, biological process: DNA integration. Gene Ontology annotation, molecular function: nucleic acid binding. Bases 1 to 2049 code for a protein of 682 amino acids. The record is from RefSeq and is a predicted model, not a curated record. The transcript has a single exon.